UUUCUUUCUCUCUUUUCUUUUCUUCUUUCUACCUUUCUUUUUUUUUCCCUUUCUUUUUCUUUCACUUUUGAUUAUGAUUCAACGGUCUUUUUCUGCAUCAAUUUACGAACGAAACAACCUUGCUCAACCAUUGGAAAUUAAUCCAGAUACCCUACUUGAUAAACACAAUUCUAUACUUCUUCCUGAUACUUUGAGAACAUCUGUGUUACUAAGAAGAAUAGCUUUAGAAAGAUCAUGGUCACAAGAUCAAGUGAAGAACGAUCUUGCUAUAUUGGAUGAACAUCGAUUGUAUACAGUACGUGAUUUACUCUCAUUGUCAGACUAUAGUUGGAAGGUUAUUGAUUUAUUACCUUUAGUCAAGGACUUAUUACGAUCAUCUGUUGAUCCUAAUUGGAUGAAUAUUGAUAAAAAAAAGUUAAAUAAGAAACAAAAGAAUAAGAAAAUGCAACCUAUCUCAACUACUAUUGGAUCACCUGUAUAUGCUGGAACAUUUCUUGAUCAAACUCUUUCUCCGACAUCGACUGUACUUUCAUCAUCUCCAGUUUCUUCCAGUUUCAAUGGUGAUGACGUUUAUAUCAAACCUGACGAGUCAGAUCCUACAUUUAUGGAUGUGAUAUGUGAUGACCCUUUGACAAUUCGAAAUACGUUAAGAAACUUGUCAUGUACCUCUCCAACUUUUGAUGAUACCUUAUCACCCACUACACCAUCAAGAUCUGCUGGUUUAAAAAAUGUACGUUUCACUGAUCGAACAAGUAUUAUUAUGGAUGAUUCAUUAUCAUCCUCGUCUAGACGCUCUCCUGAAACAGAUAGUACCUCUAGUUUAGAUACUGUUACUACCGACGAAGAUGAAGAAGCUUUGAUGACUGCUGCUGCUGCUAUGGUGACUGGAAGAAGUGGUGCUGGUCGUCGUUUCCGUGAUAGUAUCAAUAUCAAUAGUAGUAGUAGUAAUAGUAUCAAUAGUAAUAAUAAUAAUUAUAGUAAUAAUAAUAGUAAUAAUAGUAAUAGUAAUAAUAAUAAUAGUAGUAGUAGAAGUAGUAAUAGUAAUGUUAGUCUUGCGUUGAAAGGUCAGUUUUCCUCUCUUCCAACUACUUCAUAUGCAUGAAUAAAAUCCGA
This is a messenger RNA of Halteromyces radiatus, 1113 nucleotides long. RefSeq lists its product as uncharacterized. Lineage: Eukaryota; Fungi; Mucoromycota; Mucoromycetes; Mucorales; Cunninghamellaceae. The record is from RefSeq and is a predicted model, not a curated record. The transcript has 6 exons. Bases 74 to 1102 code for a protein of 342 amino acids.